UGGACUCCAGCCACAACACUUCCUUGGCUCUUCGCUUCCACAGCUACCGGUACCAGCACCAAAAGGAAAAAGUACCGGUACUACAACGUGCUGUAACAAUCCAAAGCAAGUAAAUCGUCUCUCAGUGCUGUGCUAAUAUCCAAAGAGCAUCACCAUUUUAAAACAUGGGGGAAGACAGUAUCAGUAGCGACAGAAAGAACCCAACGGUCUCCUCCACAACAUCCACGACGACGAUACGUCGGCGUGUAGUCCGCAAGAGAAUCGUCUCUGCGAAAGCAGCAGGACCGCAGAGUGGCGGCGAACCUUUGACUCUGCCAUCCUGGUUGAAAGUCCUCUUUCAAAUUCUACUGGUGGAAAUCCCCUUGAGUCUGUUGUUUGGAUGCUUUCUCUUGACAAAUGCUCUUCUCUACUUGUAUUCUACGGUUUGGUUUCCACGGAUGCAAAUGCAUUCCUGGACACCCGAACGAGCCGAACGGGAAUUGACGCACUACGAUGUUUCCUGCGACGCGGCCUCUGUUGUCACUACCAAUCAAACUUUGUCUCUCUUGUUACCUCCGACAUCCUCCCCCAGAGACCGAGUGGCUACCGUGCGAAAACACGGAGCUGGAUGGAUCACCAACCUGUUCAAUGAUGAUUCCGUGUCUCGGUCGACCUUGCAACAAUUUCGAUCCUUUGCAUUGAAGAAGAACCAAAUUGUGGGAAACAACGAAAACACGGGCAAUGUCGACGUUGUGGGAGUGAUUGAAAAUGACCAUCGCUGGUCCUUUGCCUUUGGAGUGGACGAAGAUCCAUCCAUUGCGCCCCUUUUGGAAGCGAUUGGACGCCACACGAUACUCCAAAGCACGCUCGAAGGAUUGUUGGGGCCCAACCCGGCGCUCGUCGAAUUGUCCACCAUUACCGCCGAAGCGGGAGCGGUGGCACAAGGGUGGCAUGUGGAUACCACACAACAAGGAGAUUCCCUCCAAUAUGCCAAUACAUUUAGUGACUUGUAUUCGCUCUUGAUUCCGGUCCAAGAUACCGCCGCCACCAUGGGACCCACGGCCAUUUGUGCGGGGACACAGUACUGUUCUCAUAGUACUGGAUGCGACGAGUGGGGAUUUUCACCAUUACAACAACAACUGGACAAUGGAACUAUUAUUUGGAAGGCCGGUGAUGGCCUCUUGUUCAAUUCGCACCUGCAUCAUCAAGGGACGGCGCACACGGGAGGACCCACGAGGGUAGCCAUGGUGCUGUCCUUUGUGUCCUCUCGCAACAACAAUCUACUGCCUCCAUUGGCGGCGGGAUAUGUCAUUCCUUGGACCUACAUGGGAUUUACACAUCAGGACUUGGCACACGCCAGCACCACCAUGGCACCCCCCAGGAACUUGUGGAGGUCGUUGGGAUGGACGUCACAGAAAUCUGGGUGGGAUUACUUUUCCUUUUGUAUAGGACACAUGGGAAAUACUCGAGAUCCGCCCCUCGUGGUCCUCAUGCCGUUUAUCAAGCAUCUCCCACUUUUGUUGGUGGGACAGGCCAAUUUUCAUGACACAUUAUCUCCCUGGCAAGUCUUUGUUCUAGACACGUUGUGGCGGGUGUGGGCUGCCUUCUUGAUUUGCACAGUCCUGGGGUGUUGGGGCUAUCUGUACAUGCUCCUGAAUACGAUGCACCCAGCAGGUACUAUGAAUGGCUCAACACCCCGAAAGGCGGGCAUGGGAACUGUAUUGGUCCGUCUCGUGAUUCUGAAUGGAGGCAUGGUAGCAUUGGCACUUUUGUUUGUUCAACAAUACACACAAGAUGCAAUCAAUACGUCGACAACAACGACAAUCCAUGUUUCUACAACUGCUUUCACUGAAGAAUAUAUUCAGAGUUUGGCGUCACCACAGGCACUCGAUGUCAUGAUGGGGCCGCACUUCCUCGACGACGCCUUUCAGUGGAUACCUGGCAAUCGACAGUGGCAUGCGGCCGCCCAGGACUUUCUGCCGUGGUACCUCGCUGCCUUCCCCUCGAGUUUUUCCAAUGCUAUGGUCGACUCUGUUCUGGAGCAAGCAAUAACAACUGGUCAAGGAGCAACCCAUCGUGUCAUGAUGCAAAAUCAAUACGCCGACUGGGUCGAGCUGACCAACACACAAGCCCGUGAACAGACACGGGUGUGGAUGCAUCGAUUGCUACUAUCGACGACGACAGCACCUUCAUCCAUAUCUCGGCAUCCAUGUCGAAUCAGAACAUUGGCAAGAUCAGCCCUGUGUAAUACAUUCCUGAAUCUUGAUGCUCUGUUCUCGCCACCACAGACCAACAUGGCUGCCUCGCAACAGCAAUCAGCCAACCCCAAACCAUCAACCUGGAGACGGAGACGGCUGCUCUUGUCUUUAGUGCCACCAAAGGACAGUUGCUCGCGCAGUACUGCUUUACAACCUUGUAAAGAAAAGGAACAAUCAUUACGAAAGACGACAUUUGAGGUCGGGGAGGUGGUAGAAGCAAGAAUAAACUCCAAGACUCGAAAAUGGUUACGGGCAACUGUCAUUGAGAAGUCCCAUGGCACCAGCUACAUGGUGCGAUUUGAGGUGGAUCUACCAGAAUAUCGUUUAGAGGAUCCAUUGCCUGCAAGUCAACUCCGGAGAAUCAAGUCAGGCACCCAAAGCUGACAAGAAUGGCCAGACCUUGCUAGCGUUGCGGGGGCUUUGAUUUGAAGGAUAUCAACCAGGAAGGCUUCAUUCGGCAAACCUGCAAAUAAACCCAGUGGUUGGAUACUGGUGCUGCCUGCCUGCCUACAGCGAAGGAAGGACUACUGUAUGAAAUCUGAGUUUCAGCAUUGUUUUUGCCAUCACAUAGUGGUUACUUCAUGGAGUGAAAGAGUUGCCAUUGAAGUAGGUGGUACUGUAGGGUAAAUAAAUGGAAAAGAUCAAUGGAAAGCUUCUGGCUGAUUUCGAAUGCAAGCACUGCUUCCAAGUGUGUAUCAAGCACAGCAAGUGGUGGUCAACAAUGGAAGCUCGUUUUCACCCCCGAAGAUCAGUGAAGAUCAGUGCCGCAUCAAUGGGACCUUCGUUUAGUUAUUAAUCUACAGUGAUGGUGUAAUCUGGUGAUUUAGUUCCGGUAAUGAGAACAAACAAAGAUCCCCUUUGAAGAACCAUGUCAAGCAGUCAAGGACUUUAGUACAGUACCCGUAUCCAAUGCCGAUCAAUGAAGCAUGCUAGCUUCUAAUUGUUGUAGCUAACAGUAGUAGGAACCAUGGCAUAUAGUAGU
This is a messenger RNA of Seminavis robusta, 3219 nucleotides long. NCBI's taxonomy places the organism in Eukaryota, Bacillariophyta, Bacillariophyceae, Naviculales, Naviculaceae. The record is from the annotation of a GenBank genome assembly.